Molecule: messenger RNA, 1342 nt
Organism: Phalaenopsis equestris
Lineage: Eukaryota; Viridiplantae; Streptophyta; Magnoliopsida; Asparagales; Orchidaceae
Product: G patch domain-containing protein 11
Exons: 4
Coding region: 107-862 (251 amino acids)
Cellular component (GO): kinetochore
Molecular function (GO): nucleic acid binding
Source: RefSeq, a predicted model, not a curated record
CUUAUAUAAUUUUUUUUCUAUUUUAAGAGGAAAUCCUCAUUCGAGAAACAACGAUAUAAAUUGUGCCGCAUUAAGUUUUGCUUUCAGAUCCUCCUCUGCAACACCAAUGGCUGAAGGAGAAGAGGACGACGACUACAUGGGCGACAUCUCCCUCUUUCUCCCACCCGAAGACUCCUCUUCAUCAAAAAAGAAAUUUAUCUCGAAGCCAAACGAACCUCCCUUUGCCCCAAAGCUAAAGCGGCCUAAGACCCUAUCCUGGCAGGAGCAUCGGAAAUUUGAAAAGGAGCGGAAGCAGCGCGAGGAGGACGAGCAGACCAAGGCCCGCCUCGAUGCCUCGAUCCCAGAAUCUAACCUAGGGUUUCGAAUGCUGCGACAGAUGGGGUACAAGCCAGGCACCGCGUUGGGGAAAGAGGGUUGCGGUAUGGCGGAACCCGUUGGGCUUUAUAUCCGGCGAUCGAGGGCCGGGAUUGGUAGGGAGACGCCAGAGGAAGCGGCGUCGAGGAAGGAGACGGAAGCGGCGGAGAUGGUGAGGGUGAGAGAGGAGAAUAUGAUGGCGGAGUUUGGGUCGAGGCAGAGAACGCAGUGGAGGGAGAAGAAGGUUGUUGGUGAUUACCGAAAGGCAGAGGCUGCGCUGGCGCAGCUGGAGAACAAGGAGGUUUUGGAGGCUAAGAAAGAUGAGGAGGGUGGGGACGAAAAAUCCGAUGAGGCAGAGGAGGAAGUGGUGAUAACAGAAGAGGAUCUGCGUGAGAUACUGAUAAAGCUAAGGGAAGAGCAGUACUAUUGCCUAUACUGUGGAUUUCAGUAUGAAUCAGAAGCAGCACUCCAGUCUUCUUGUCCUGGACUCCAUGAAGAGGACCACUGAAUCAGGUUGCUUUUAGCAUUCGAAUCUGCCAGCAAGCAACCCCCCUGGGUGGCAAUCAAAGGCAGGUUUUGAUUUUAUGAUCGAAAUUGUAUGCAAGGCUGGAUCAGAGGGUCAAGAAAAUAUUUAAUUAGCCAACUUCAGCUCCUCAGAAUUCAUGAAGAAAGAAUAUCAAAGUGCCAUUCAAUCAUCUAAGCUCCUAAUCAACAGUUUAACCAUGGACCUCCAUGAAAGCCCGCAGUGCUAGAAAGUUGAGUUUUUAUGUCUUCAAUUCACAAUUUAAGCUUGCAAUUUUGUUUCUGUAGAAAGGAACAUGAUUUUUGAUUAGCAUAUAAUUCAUGCAACAUCGAAAUUUGUAUUCAUUAUUUGCGCUGAUGUAUAAGAUAUAGUACUGCCUUGUAAUGACAGUUGUAAAAAAUUUUCAUUUUCACAGUGCAAUCAGUGCACCUGCGUCAUUUCAAAUUUCAAAUAGUUUUUCAAGCC